AUGACAUCAUUGGCGCGACCCCUCCAACCCCCCUUCGUCAUCCUUCGCAUCAUCAUCACCACACCUCCAAAAGCUGAGAGAGAGCUUGUUCUAUUGUACGAGACUGUAGUAAACAGAUACUUGAGCUACCAUGAAGGCCCAUGCCCAGAGUGGUGGGAAGCUGUCGUGGCCUGCCUCGCUCUCCCCGGCCCGAAGAAGACUAGAGCUUCGAGCUACGAGAGCUACCCGGGUUCAAGCCCAAACUAUGACAUGAGUGUCUCACUCGGCCCUUUCCUUCAUCCCGACUUCAACGCAGGACCCUUGUCGCAUCGCAUCGCGGCUGUCGCAUCUUACACUGCAACUUUCCUCUUGACGAACACCCUUUUCCUGCGCCGUGCCCCAACUCUCAUUCCUCUGAGCUUCGCGAUAUCAUCAGAAGGUACAGCUUGGGUAACAGAGGUACUUUGCUCUGAAAUCCAGACAACCCCGUCAUCAUCCAAAAUGCGACGCUGGUUCUCCCCCCAAAAUAGCGACGAGUGCCAUGGCAUCGCCAUCAGCACGAAGCCUUUGAGCAUUUCCGCUUCAGUGGUCCCCAUCACGCCUCCUUCUACGAACCGAUCACUCUCCAUCAGAUCCAACCACCGCCGCAACGGCUCCCAGAACAACGGCGCCUCCAAGCGCGCCGGCUUCUCCUUCAACUCCCUCCGCGGCAAUGUCCAGCCCGAGCUCUCGCGCAAGCUCUACAAGAUCAUCAAGAGCGAGAACAACCUCAUCAACGCCCACGAGACCGCCGGCCGCGAGCGUACCUCCAUCGCCACCCAGCUGUCCGAGUGGGGCGAGCAGACCAACGACGCCGCCGUCUCGGACGUCUCGGACAAGGUUGGCGUCAUCCUGAGCGAGCUUGGCGAGCAGGAGGAGCAGUAUGCUCACUCCCUGGACGAUGCCCGCGGUGUUUUGAAGCACAUUCGCAACACGGAGAAGAGUGUGCAGCCGAGCCGCGAUGGCAAGGAUAAGAUUGCCGACGAGAUUGCCAAGCUCAAGAUGAAGGAGCCCCAGAGCGCGAGGCUCGUAGUCCUCGAGCAGGAGCUUGUCCGCGCCGAGGCAGAGAAUUUGGUCGCCGAAGCCCAACUGACGAAUAUCACUCGCCAGAAGCUCAAGGAAGCGUACGAAGCCGAGUUCGCAGCUACUAUUGAGAGGGCCGAGAAGCAAAUCAUCCUUGCCAAGCACGGCCGACGGCUUCUUCACCUCCUCGAUGAUACCCCUGUCGUACCAGGCGACGAGCGUCCCACAUAUCACCACGCUCAACAGGCGCGACAGAUUCUCAACGACGCCGAGGAUGACCUGCGCGACUGGCGCCCAGAGCAGGACGACUUCAACGCUGCACCGUCCGAGUCCGUGUCUAACACCCGGGGCACCCAGGACGCGGUACACGACGAGGACGCUAAGAUCGUAGCUGGCUCGGUCCCUGGUCACCAGGCGGUUUCGGAGAAGGACACCGAUAGCAUUGGAUUCGUCGUGCGAUGCUUUCCAGUUUGUAUGAAGGAUAUUAGGACGGACAGGCUGGAGUUGGAGAUUGUUGAGGAAACCACGGAAAAGAGAAUUAUUCUCGGCUUGGCUGGUCAAAUACAUGAAUGCCGUUCCAGGCAGCCGACCCCGCUCUGUGCGACGCCCAACACGUGGUCUUUUUUGGCAACCAUCACCUCCAAUUAUCAUCUUUUUCAUAAGAAGUCUUUUCUUUCGUUUCUACGAGGUAUCGCCAAGGAAGAAGAAGAAGAAGAAGAAGAAGAAGAAGAAGAAAUCAUGGACUCAACCACGACGAUUGACGUCUCGACGUACGACAACCAGCUCCAAUGCCCGCUCUUUGGGACUUUACCGGGCGAGAUCCGCAACGAGAUCUUUGCGCUGGCGCUGGUGCAGGUCUCGGAGGAGGAGGGGGAUACGGCGUACCCGAAGGACUCGUACUGGUAUCGGCCUGGGUUCACGGGGCCUAGGAAGAGCAGUAGUAGUUUGCUGAGGGCGUGUAAGCUGGCGUAUGUGGAGGGGCAGAAGGUGUUCUUGAGGGAGUUGGAGUGGGCUUUUUGGUUUGACCGCGGCCCGGAGGGAAGAACGAGAAACCACGCCUGCGAGAAUUUCUUCUCCGCCCUGACGGAGCAACAUGCGCGCGACCUGACCAAGGUGCGCUUCUUUACGCAGAUGUACUGGCUCGAAGACGGGCGGAACCUGGCGACGCUGUUUGCGCAGCCGAAGUUCCGGCCCGAGGUGUUGACGAUCACGGUGCGGUAUUCGGACUGGUGGCACUGGGAGAGCGACGAGCCUUUGAGGAUGAAGGAGGAUUGGUUGCGGGGGUUCCGGGGGCCGAAGGGGUUGAGGGAGUUGAGGGUCGAGUAUGAGACGCUUGUGGGGAAGAGGGAGGAGAUGAUGGGGAUUGUGGGGAGGAAUAAGGGGUGGAAGUUGGUCGUUGGAGGUGGUGGUGCUGGGAGGGAUGAUGGGAGGGGAGGGGGGGAAGGGGAGAGAGAGGAUGGAGAGGAAGAGGAAGAAGGGUAUUUGAGUGCCGAGGGGACGGAGCUGGUGGAGUGGACUUGGACGGGGGCGAGUAAACUCGGCGGGCAGACGUGGGCUCAUCACGGGGAGGGGGAUACGGUUGAGUAUGUUGUUGUUAUGGAUACGUGGAGGUUUGUCGAGGGGAGGAUGAGCGAGGAGGAUCGGGCGAGGAGGAUGGAGAGCCGGCCGUUGUAUUCUGGGUAUGCUCAUCCGCAUUAUUUCGGGUGGAGUGAGGAUGAGGAUGAAGAGGAUGAUGAUGAGGAUGAGGAUGAGGAUGAACAGGAUGAUGAUGGUGACGAGGAAGAGGGAGAGGAUGACGAAUAA
Colletotrichum lupini is the source of this 2844-nucleotide messenger RNA. Its product is annotated as sphingolipid long chain base-responsive protein LSP1. The transcript has 13 exons. Lineage: Eukaryota; Fungi; Ascomycota; Sordariomycetes; Glomerellales; Glomerellaceae. Gene Ontology annotation, biological process: endocytosis; negative regulation of protein kinase activity; eisosome assembly. Gene Ontology annotation, cellular component: plasma membrane; eisosome filament. The coding region runs from base 1 to 2844 and encodes 947 amino acids. Gene Ontology annotation, molecular function: lipid binding. The record is from RefSeq and is a predicted model, not a curated record.